AUGCCGAAAGCAGACACCCCGCCGGGCUUCAAGCCCCUGAGAGACACCGCCCUCUUCACGCCCUUCAAGCUGGGGCCGCUGAAUCUCGAGCACCGGAUAGUGCAGGCUCCCUUGACGCGCAUGCGAAGUACCAAGGAGAGCGAUGGUGUCACAGUACCGAACGACCUCAAUGUCGAGUAUUACGGCCAGCGCGCAAACAAGGGCGGCCUCCAGCUGACCGAAGCUACCGACAUUUGCAAAUACGCCGGAGGGUACCCAGGUGCACCGGGCAUCUUCACCGAGUCGCAAAUUGCGGGCUGGAAGAGGGUCACGGAUGCCGUGCACGCGAAGGGUGGCUACAUCUUCUGCCAGCUCUGGUUCACCGGCCGUGCAUCGCCGCCCUCAUUCCGCGGCGGCCAGCAGCCCGUCAGCUCGAGCGAUAUUCCCAUGACCGGGAACUGGGCAGACGGCACGCCCUGCGCAGACCACCCGCCGCGGCCCAUGACGAUCGAGGAGAUCAAUCAAACGGUCAAGGACUGGGGUAUUGCCGCGAAGAAUGCAAUCGCAGCUGGCUUCGAUGGCAUCGAGAUCCACGGCGCAAACGGCUAUUUGAUUGACCAGUUUCUGCACGACAACGUGAAUAAGAGGACCGACGAGUACGGCGGAUCGGUGGAGAACCGGUGCCGACUCCCGCUGGAGGUGAUCCAGGAGACGAGCAAGGCCAUUGGUCCUGAUCGCGUCGGCAUCCGCUUGAGCCCGUACAACUACUUCCAGGACACGAAAGACAGCAAUCCGAACGAGCAUUGGGAAUACCUGUGCGAGAAGAUUGCGACCCUGCCGGAGGACGUGAGGCCGGCAUACGUGCACAUGGUUGAGCCGCGCUUCGACGAGGUCCUGGACGAGAAGGCGAAGAUGGAUGCCCUCUCCGCGUACACCAACUCCUCUCACGGCGUCGAAGCCGAGGCGACCAUCAAGCCGAAGACGAACAAUCUCGUCAACUUCCGCAACAUCCUGAGGAAAGGGGGCGUCAAGUUCAUCGCCGCGGGUGGCUUUACGAGAGACAAUGCCCUGCCCAAGGUGGAGUCUAGCGACGCCGACCUCAUCAUCUUUGGUCGCUGGUUCAUCGCGAACCCGGAUCUUCCGAAGCGACUGGCCGAGGGCCUGCGGUUGAACCAGUACGAUCGAUCGACCUUUUACGGGGCCGAUCCGCCAUCCAAGGGCUACGUGGACUAUCCGUUCUUCGAGCAGGACGUGGCGGCAUGA
Molecule: messenger RNA, 1242 nt
Organism: Trematosphaeria pertusa
Lineage: Eukaryota; Fungi; Ascomycota; Dothideomycetes; Pleosporales; Trematosphaeriaceae
Product: FMN-linked oxidoreductase
Exons: 3
Coding region: 1-1242 (413 amino acids)
Molecular function (GO): NADPH dehydrogenase activity; FMN binding
Source: RefSeq, a predicted model, not a curated record